AUGGCUGGGAAGAAUUCAUUUUCAUCGGGUAAAAUGGGCACAAACCAUUCGGGUAGUGGCGUUCACUCGAGACUCUCAGACGGCUACGUUGGAGGUAAAAACUCUCGCCAUGUGCCUUACCCGCCCUCUAACCGGAGUCCUCAUCGCCUGAACCACAACGCACCAUCCACUUCUUCAGGUUUUGUGAACAAUCCUGUAGCGCUGAUCAGUGUCAAUGCCACUGACUUACGUCACAAUCUGCAGUCUACAAAGACGAACAUUUCUGCUGCACCAGCCUCGCGGGAGCAUGACAGCAAUAAGAGUAGUGUCACUAACAUGGAGAGUCAAGACACAAUCGCACCUAGCACUUCAGCUACAGGCGGUCCCGGUACAGAUACGAGUGAUAUUCAUGGUUCAAACAAUACUUCAGAGUCCGAUGAGACCCGUCACUGUCUGUUGUGCAAGACCAAACAGCCGCUCGACUCGCAGUCGUACAUCAAUCACUUGGUUGGCAGGAAACAUCGAGUCAUGGAGUUUGGGGUGAAACGCAGCAAACAACAAAAAGAAGAGAGGGACAGACGAACCGUGCACGUAUCAGGAUUUCCUUCAACAACGCCACCAAGAGAAAUCUGUAAACUUUUCUUUGACUUGGGCAUGAUAGACUUUCAUUGGGGAACUUAUCAUGCCUUUGUUGAAUUUGGAAGCAGAGCUGAAGCGAUCGCUGCCAUCCGUUCGCGUAUAAUGUUCCAUGGCAAGCAGCUUACGGUCGCCGCUAGGACCGAGCGCACCCACACCGACGACGUAGCGCGCGAGAACGUGGCAGAGUUGAUGUUAACGCCUGACAUGAAGCAGCGGCUGUCGACGCCCUGCUCGUCAGAGGCUGAGCUGCUAGAGGUGCUGCGACUGCUGCUGCAGAGCAUUCAGCUCCAGCCUUACGAAUUUCAGAACAGACAGCGCGUCAGGGACCGCGUGACGGCGUCACUGCGGCCAAUUUUCCCCGCUGUGAGCUGCCACAUUUUCGGCUCCUCGGCCAACAACCUCGGCUUCACCGGCGCCGACGUCGACCUUUACGCUGAUCUCGGCUACGAUCCUUACGACACUCCAAGAACUGCCGAUGGAGGAGAAGCUGCAGCAAAGCUCGUCGGUCACUUGGCUAGACAUUUUCGCCAACAACCUGGCGUUAGAAAUGUGCAGGCGAUACCGCGAGCCCGUGUGCCCAUCGUCAAGUUCUGCAUCUUCGAUAUCGCUGUUGAUCUGUCGUUCCGACACGCCAUGCCGAUCUGCAACACAAACCUGAUCAGGUUCUACACCUCGGCGCACCCCGUGGUGCGGCCGUACAUGAUGCUGGUGCGCUUCUGGGCGAAGGUGCAUGAUGUGGCGGGCGGCGGUAAACCCGCAUCGUUGCUUACUAACUACGCCCUCACCAUGAUGAUGGCCUUCGUCAUCAUGAAUAGGAUAGAGAUCCUUCCUCCCCUCGCCCAGCUCCGCAGGAUGCCGUACCAGAUGACCGUGAUCAACGGCUGGAAUUGUGGCUUCAGAGAACAACUGCCCCCCAAGUAUUGUCAGCAGAAAAAUUAUUCAGUGUUGGAGCUUGCGAUGACAUUCUUCGAUUACUAUGCAAAUCUGCCGGCCUCUGAGUGGGUCAUUUGUCCGUUGUUGGGUCACUUGGUCUCUAAAAAAGACAUGGAGUCUAAAAAUCGUAAUCGGUUGCCCGGACUCGAAGAUUACUGUCAAGCCAACGGGUCCCUUCAAAUGGACACUCCACUGUGCGUGCAAGAUCCUUUCGACUUGAACCACAACGUCACUCGUGGCCUUACGAAAAUACAUCUUGAACGAUUCCAAACGCUAUGCCAGAAAAGCAGUGAGAUUUUCCGCAAGAUAAUUAGCUUGAAUCUGCCUCCUAAAGCCCUCUUUGAUCCCAUUGAGAUAUCAGAAGAUUUUGAUCGUGAUGAGGUUGAUGCCACAGCUGGUGUCAACUUGCCUCGUGCGCAAGAAAACAACAGAAGCGGCUCGCCAGAACCUGAAGUUAUUAACUUGGGAAGCCAGGAGGGUAAAAAUACCCAAGAUGUUGAAGUGUUGGAAAUCUCGCACUUGUUUUCUGACUCCAAAGAAAUAAAUCCUAAGCCUGAAGUAAUAACCCUUGACCCUGAAGAGAUAACGCUUGAUGCGGAUGAGAUAACACAUGUCCCUGAAGAAACAACGCCUCGUUCUGAAGAAAUAACGUCCAGUUCUGAAAAAAUAACGCUUGCUGCUGAAGUAGAUAUUAUAGCUUCUAAUGAAGUACAGCUUGAUCCUGAAGAAAUCUCGCGCGACCAUGCAGGAGCAACACAAGACACACUACUGAGUCUCAAACGCAAACGAACUCACUCUAUUGUCUCUGAAAGAAAUGCAAAAUAUUCCUGCUCUGAGGUCAGCCUCAGUGACGACGAUUCGGCUAUCUUAACCCAGAUCGAUCUCUCGGGGCCCUACGCAUGCAAAUUUUCCUUGCCUUCAGAUAAAGCUAUUGUAGUUGACUUAGAGACUGGCUCCCUUCGAUACGAUCCGAGCAUAGCCAGCUUGGAUGAUGUUAGAUGGUACAAUGUUCAAAUUAUAGUGUUUAUUUUGCGCCACGUUUACGCUGCUGAUGUAACAAGUCAUUUUGUAGUGGAUGAAAGUCCUAACAAGAAGGUGAAAAGUUGUAGCACGGACUCCAUUAAAUGUAUCGCUAAGCUCACCGUAACGUUCAAGUACAAACUACUAGAAAGUCGGUCCUCGCUUGGGAUGACCGCUCCUCCAGAUAUUUUGUCAACUAAGAAUCCCUUGAUCAUCGAGAAGACGAUCACUGAUGGUAUUAUUGGUGCCGCGUCGGGAACAUCGACUGAAAUAACUCCAUUUACAGUGCAAUUCUUUGCAUGUCAUCGCCCUCAAGGGUCUCCUGAGCUCCUGUUUGUGGCAAACACCGCCGGCUUGUCUGAAAAUAUUCUCGCGCGGUUGCGUGCCUUUUUGUGUGAAUUUCAAGGUACAACACAGAGAUGCUUGCGAGAAAUCUUUAAUUUCGUGGACGGUGAAAGUUUGUUGAUUGAUUUAUUAUGAAAAUCAAAGUGUCGUGUAAGUUUUCAUUUUCUGAUUUGAAGUUUUUUUCGGCUGAGUUAUCAAUCCAAAUGGCCGACUCUUGUUAUUUUACUUAUUUGAUUAGUUUUAAAACUAAUUUUUCAUGCUAGAGGAAUGAUACAACACGUUUCCAUUUUUUUCACUGCCCUGCUUUGUGACCUUAUUGCGUAAUGCUUAGGAUAUUCAAUUAUGCAACAAGUUCCUUUGUAGACUUGCUAUUUGUUGAUAAUUUUCUAAAAAUAUGGUUUAAACUAACCAUUACGGAUCUUCACACAGAAAUGCCUUCUCGUAACCUGAUGAAAGAUGCCUUCAGAUGAAACGUGGGUUCUAAGAAAUUUUACUUGUUGAAAAGGAAGCAUUUUUCAGAGAUGAUACAUUAUUGAAAAUGUCUAUCUUUGCAACUUCUUUCAUAAUGUUUUUUUUUUUGCGGGUAAAAUAUGCCCAUAAAAAUUGUAUUCCCAUUCUGGAAUAUGUGUCGCUCACCCUCUAGACGUGUUUAUUUUUGAUGUAAAUGAUUGACUGAUCGUAAGAAGCCAACUCAAGCUACGAAAUAAAUUGUAGUCAUUAA
Molecule: messenger RNA, 3637 nt
Organism: Hyalella azteca
Lineage: Eukaryota; Metazoa; Arthropoda; Malacostraca; Amphipoda; Hyalellidae
Gene: Tailor
Exons: 9
Coding region: 1-3051 (1016 amino acids)
Biological process (GO): mRNA 3'-end processing; mitochondrial mRNA polyadenylation
Molecular function (GO): RNA binding; poly(A) RNA polymerase activity
Source: RefSeq, a predicted model, not a curated record